Messenger RNA from Coregonus clupeaformis (lake whitefish), 2075 nucleotides. It is a transcript of the gene msl1a, whose product is annotated as MSL complex subunit 1a. The record is from RefSeq and is a predicted model, not a curated record. Gene Ontology annotation, cellular component: MSL complex. NCBI's taxonomy places the organism in Eukaryota, Metazoa, Chordata, Actinopteri, Salmoniformes, Salmonidae.
AUGACAUCCACUGUUUUCACAAGUGGAGGAUAUAAGCUGGACACAGUAGGGAAGAUUGAUUUGGUCAAAGCUCCAGCAGGAGGAACACCCGAUUCCUUCAUCGGCCUGAGGAGGGAGCCAAGUGAAUACGUCAUCGGAGUCCCAAACGUACUGGGCACUAUCCACAACAGCAGCGGCCAGCAGCUCCAGGGGAAAGCCAAGGUGGUGCCAGGACAGGGACAGGUUACCUGCAGGCCUGGAUCUGUACAGAACCCUGGGCUUGGGUCGGGGCAAGAGGAGAACUGGGGCAAGACGGACCUUGCAGUGCUCAACACUAUCAAACAGCCCCGGGACGAUGCAGUGGGUGGGAGGGAGGUCAGAGGGGCUGCUACGGUAGCACAGUCAUCAGAACACAGCCCAGAGGGCAAAAGAGGGAAUAUUAGGAAAGGACCUGGUCACUCCCCUACACAGACCAGCUGCAUACGCCAGAUCCUCCUCCUCCAGCUGGAACUCAUUGAACAACAGCAACAGCAGCUCCAGUCCAAGAGCAAGGAGAUAGAUGACCUCAAAGCUGAGAAGGAAAUGCUCAUGGCGCGGAUGGAGCGCAUGGAGCGCCGUCUGCAGCUGGGUAAGAAGGAUGGGUGUGACCAGCGCCCCACCCGCACCCCUAAGCCAGCAGGAAAACCCUGCGGCGACGCCAGAGGGGCAGGGGCUGUCUGAGGGCCGCAGCAGCCAACACCCCGAACGCUGCAUUUUGGCAGAGGAGGCAAGGGCCACAAAGCGUUUCCUCUUCCAGGACCCCAGGGCAGCCAAACGACGUGCCAAGCCAAGGCCUCCCAGUCCCCACACAAGGAGGCGCUUCUCCCCAAAGAGAAGCCUCUGGACGGGGAAGAGUUUUCGGAUGGGUCUCCUGGGACCAGCUCGGCCACCACUGAGGAACUGGACUACCUGUCAACGACAGACAUGUACCUGUGUCGCUGGCAUGUGCCUCCCCCGUCACCAACUUCGCGAGAGCCCUCGCCCAAGAAGGAGGAGCCUGUGGCCAUUCCCUCAUGGAAGGAAAACCUUAUGGAGCCCCUGGGAGAGGAGGAGGCAUCUGAUAUCCCUGAGAAUCUGGAUGACAAUGUCUUCCUGAAGCGCCACUCGAAGCAUGAACUGGUUGAGAAGAGAAGGAAGAGAUGGGACAUCCAGCGGAUCCGUGAGCAGCGGAUGUUCCAGCGACUGCAGCAGCGCAUGAACAAGAGGAAGGGUAUCCAAGAGAGUGAGCCAGAAGUGUUCUCCUUCUACCCAGAAGCUGAGGAUGUGGAGUCCCUCAUGAUCACCCCCCACCUUCCAGUGGCGGUGUUUGGCCGACCUCUGCCAAAGCUGUCAAGACGGAGCUUUGACCUGCCCUGGCUGGACGAGCGGAGCCGCUGUCGAGUAGAGGUUCCCAAAAAGCAAACUCCCCACCGGACCUGCCGAAAAUAAAUCUGUCCUUUCCAACUGAGUCCAAGAGAGGAGACACCGGCCGGCUUGGUGCCAGGCGGCACCCCUCUGUGAACGUCUGCCUUGUUAUUUGGGAGAGGAAUACACUCGGGGUGGGGGAAUUGCAUGCCACAAUCCCCUAAAAUCAAAAGAUGCACUGUGCCACAGUUUGGACAUGGUUGCUGGACUGCAGAACAGAUCCUAUUGUUUGUUCAUGGUAGGGCUGGUUUGGAAGAAGACUGAGGGUGGUGUGGACUAUCCAGGAAGAGCAGAGAUGUUUGUCUCUCCUCUGGAUUUCCACUGGGUUAAUUUGAGGACAGUUUUCCUCUUUGCAACUUCACCCCAAAAAUUCCUGCGCAAACAAGCUAAAGCUCUACAAACUGUUGACGUUGUCAUUCACAUUGACAUGCCUCAUAUUUGAACAGCGCAGAAUGGCUCUGUCUCCCAUCUGUAUGUGAUUGCUGUUGCAUCCUAUAGAAAGGAGAUCUCCUAUUGGAGAUAAAAGGAAAAAAAAACAUUGGACAUUAGGAGAGUGAGAUGUGUUGAAAGCGCUUCAGCAGCAGUUAUGGUUUGUUUCAAACAAGAUGUUGUAAUUUAAAAAAUGCUUUAUGAACAUGACUUUGUUUCUUUUG